Messenger RNA from Scheffersomyces amazonensis, 1542 nucleotides. Its product is annotated as protein induced by osmotic stress. The transcript has a single exon. Gene Ontology annotation, biological process: steroid biosynthetic process. Lineage: Eukaryota; Fungi; Ascomycota; Pichiomycetes; Serinales; Debaryomycetaceae. The record is from RefSeq and is a predicted model, not a curated record. Bases 334 to 1356 code for a protein of 340 amino acids. Gene Ontology annotation, molecular function: 3-beta-hydroxy-Delta5-steroid dehydrogenase (NAD+) activity.
UUCACAAUCGGACGUAAGGUAGUAUUCUCUGACUGAACAGAAUGUGUAUAGAGAUUAUUCAUUGUGAGAUCAAUUAUUAUUAAGCAGGUUAUGAUAUGGGGCAUAGAAGCUAUAAUACUUAAUGCUUGUUGGAGAAGUACUAUGUCCGAGCUGAGUAAGCUGCAAAAAUAACACCGAGUUUUGAUCUGCGGCUGAACACUAGUGUGGAUAAUUUUUGCAUUUACCGAAGAACGUUAAAUACUCAAAGAAUUCACCAUAAAUUGAGUUUUCAAAUUAUCUUUAAUUAAUUAAAGUUAUAGUUAAAGUAAGUAUAAGAAAUCAAACACUAAUACAAUGGCUAUUACUGCAUUUGUCACAGGCGCUACUGGUUUCAUUGCUCAACAUAUUGUUUUGCAACUCCUUCAAGAUGGUUAUAGAGUUAUUGGCUCUGUCAGAUCCAUAGAAAAAGGAGAAAGUCUUGUAAAGAUUUUUUCUAAUAAUAACUUCACAUAUGAAGUUAUUGAAUCUUUUGAAAAAGCGGGUGCGAUCGAUGAAGCCUUGAAGAAACAUCCAGAAGUUACUAUCUUCUUGCAUACUGCAUCACCAGUUGUUAUUGGUUCUGGAGUUGAGAAUAUUGAAAAAGACAUUUUAGUUCCUGCUAUUCAGGGUACCGAAUUUGUACUUAGAUCUAUCAAACAAUUUUCUCCACAAAUUGAAAGAUUCGUUUUCACUAGUUCAAUUGUUGCUACUGCUACUGUAGCAGAAGUUACCAGUACAGAUUUUAAAGGGGGUGAAAGCACUUGGAAUAGUCUCACUUAUGAACAAUCAAAGGACGAUCCAUUAUCGGCAUAUUGUGGAGCAAAGAAAUUUGCAGAGAAGGCUGUAUUUGAAUUUGUUGAAAAAGAAAAUGCCAACUUCACAGUUUCUAGUAUUAUUCCUGUCUUUGUUUUUGGUACCCUCAAUCGAUACUUGAGGACCAAAAACAUGAAUGAAUCGGCCAAAAUUGUUUCAAAUAUUUUGGAUUUAGAACCAAAUCAGGAUGUUCCACAGUUCCAGGGUAACUUUAUAGAUGUUAGAGAUGUGGCACAAGCUCAUAUCAGAGCUUUCAAAUCACCAGAAGCCCAGGGAAAGAGAUUUGUCCUUGGAUCAAGAUAUUUCAACAAUCAACUACUUUUAGAUAUCGUUAGGAAAAACUUUCCUCAAAUUAGUUCUAAGUUACCCAUCGGAGUUCCCAUUUCGACUGAUUCUACAUAUAAAUGGUCGGUAGAUGAUAGAAAUGCAAGAAAUAUUUUGGGAUUAGAAUAUGUAACUCUUGAAAAGUCAAUAGUUGAUUCAAUCAAUCAACUUUCCAAAAGCCAUCCUAAAUUUCAGGAAUAAGACUAUCCAAGAUAUUUUAAGAUAUAUUAAAUAAAAUAAUAGUACUACAAUUUAAAAAAAUCAAAAAAAAUGAGGCAACUUGCUUGCUCUAAUUAACUUUAUUGUCUUCUUCAUGAGAACUCCUUAAUGAGAUCUUAAAUCUGAUUACUUCUUUUUACUUUUCUACAUUGUUUCCAUAUCUCUCUC